This is a messenger RNA of Phascolarctos cinereus (koala), 2483 nucleotides long. It is a transcript of the gene TMEM106A, whose product is annotated as transmembrane protein 106A. The record is from RefSeq and is a predicted model, not a curated record. Lineage: Eukaryota; Metazoa; Chordata; Mammalia; Diprotodontia; Phascolarctidae.
GGGUGGCCGCAGGGGGCGGGGCUCGCACUCCGGUCCUUGGGCUUCGGUCGGGGAGCGUCCGCUGGCCCCAGAGCAGGGAGUUCGGCGCUGCCUCCGCCGCCACCGGAAAAUGAAAGAAGUUGGAAUGAUGGGAGGUUUUUGAAACGAGAGAGACGACCUGAAAAUCUUCUUCAUGAUGGGUGAGACAUUCUCCAGGUCUGGCUCUCAGGAUGGUGAAAGCAAAUCUAUCCUGCCCCAGGACUCACCUGUUGGUAGUGAAGCCUCCAGUCAGUCUGUCAUCAGUGGCGGCAACUCUGUUCUCUCCUGUGUGCCUUGUACAGGCUCAGCUGACUCAAGCUUUGUGACCUGCCCCACCUGCCAGGGGACGGGGGAGAUCCCAAGUGAGCUGGAAAAGCAGCUGGUGGCACUCAUUCCAUAUGGGGACCAGAGGCUGAAGCCCAGGAGAACGAAGCUGUACGUUUCCCUGGCUGUGUUCACCUGCCUGCUGAUGUCAACCCUCAUCUUCUUCUUUCUGUUCCCCCGCUCCAUCGUGGUACAGCCAGCUGGGCUAAGUUCUUCUGUGGUAGCUCUUACUGAUGAUGUCAUCCUCCUCAAUGUGACGAAUGUCCUCAACAUUACCAACAACAACUACUACCCCAUCACUGUAACCCGGCUCAACAUCGAGGUACUCCACUUGUCACUUGUCGUGGGGCACAUGGAAGAAAGCAACCUUUGGCACAUUGGCCCUUUGAGCAGUGAACAGAUAUUCUAUGAAGUCACCAGCAAGAUAGCUGAUGAAAACACACGCAACAUCUGUACCUGGGGGAAAAUCAAAGUCCAUAAUGUACUUCAGCACAUACACUCCCUGAUCUCCUGCCUUCCUGUUAUUGCUUUCAUCUGCCAAAGGACUGGAUUCCACUGGUUAUUUAUUCCUUUAUUUUUUGGUCCAUGAGUGAAGAACCCAGCUUUGUUCUUCUUUCCUCACCCCCUGGAUUGCCUGUGGAAACAAGGUCCUGGCAGUACCAGGAGCUGCCAACAGUGAUUCUAACCUGUCUCAAGGGCCUCUCACCAGACCAAAUAGUACCCAGGAGAAAAGGCUGGCCUAAGAUAUUCUCCAAGUCAGGGUCUCUGUUCCAGUGGCAACUCCUUAUCCUGCUCCCCUACAGGAAAACACAGAGGCUUCCUGUUCUUCACACACUUCCAUGGUUUUGUUUUUUUAAACCAAAAUUCUACACUGAAUGAAGACACAGUGAUGAUUGGGUUCUUAGCUGUCUGUGGAGACAGCUGUGGUUUAAUGUGACUUUUUUUUUCUUUUUUCUUUUUAGCAAGUGCACUUUCAAUUUGCUCCUUCCUGCUAAAUGAGAGGAAGGGCUUUGGGAUCUAAUAUGCCUCAGACUGUGGAGAGUUAGGGAGCCCCUCUUCUUUGUGGUGGAAUUGUGGGCCUAUUCAAAAAUCUUGAUGAUGGAUCUUGGGAAAAGUAAAAGAUGGGAAAUACAGUUACACAUUGGUAGUUACCCUGGGCCUGUAUCUGCUGGAUUGCCUCAUUUAAGAGACCCUAUGAGUUUUCUUCCUGUUAACACCUGCCAGUUGUUCCUGGAGCAUGUGGCUAGAAACUUCAGAGCACUGAAUCAUGUAAGAGGAUUAAAAUGGCAGUACAGCCAGGGCCUGCAUUUCCCUUAGUACUUUGUACGCUGCCAACAAAGUGGGCGAGUCGGCCAGGCUGCUGUAACUCUGAGGGGGGCAGUCCAGAGGUAUUCUACACAGGCCAUUGGUUCCUAACUGCCCAGUAUGCCUCACUUAAGAGUUCUCUCUCUGUUUUUGCUUCAGCUAACACUCCUCUCCUGCUUUGUAAAAAUUGCCAUAUUCAAUUCCUCUGAAGCCAGUGUUGAGUCAGUCAUGAAGCCUCAGGGACAAGGGCUCCCCUGGGAUUUCCACAAAGUACAGGGAAGGCAUGACCUUUAUAGCUUUUGAACCAAUGCUGAAGCCGCUUUCAAAAUAUAAAAGGAAGACAAGCAAGCAGGCAGGUCUGUGGUGUCUCCUUGGUGGUUUUAUCUCAGUUCUGUUUGAAAGGCUAACCUCAGUGGUAGAGAUAGGGGUUUUACUGCCACUGACUAGCCUUGACCUGUUACCUGAACCUUCAAAGGAGAGGAAGGGUGUCAUGGUUUGGGUUUUUUUUGUUUUAUUUUUUGUUUGUCUUUUUUGGAGGGGAGGAGGGAUGGGUGGAUCCAGCUUCAAAAUGGAUUUGUCACAUCAUGAGGCAGGACACAAGGCGCUGUUGAAGACAAUCUCUCUUCUCAGGAAUAUCUGAGUUGGUCCUUACCUCAUGUCAGGGCUUCCCCAGACUCUUCAGGGAUGAUCUUUUCCAGAGACUUUUUGACAUAUGAAGUUAGGGGAUGGGGGGAGUAGGGGGAGAGGGAUUUAUCCUCACCCUUUCCUUCUUUCUGUUAUGAAGUGUGAACUAAACUGAAGCCUAAAAUAAAUCGCCAAGACUGGCCUGUAAGUCA